CUAGUUUUCUUUCCGGUUUCUGCAUAUCUUCCCAUGGCUAGUUUGGGUGAUCAUGAUGAAAUCAUAAAGUCUGUAUCUGAUGCCCCGCCAACGCAUUACAUGGUCAAGAUAGAGUCUUUCUCACUCCUUACAAAGCAUGCUAUAGAGAGAUACGAAACUGAUAGCUUUGAAGCUGGAGGCUACAAAUGGAAGCUGGUUCUGUAUCCAAAUGGAAACAAGAGCAAGAACAUGAAAGAUCAUGUUUCUGUAUACUUGGCUUUGGCAGACUCUAGCUCCUUGGGUCCAGGGUGGGAAGUUUCCGCUGUUUUUCGUCUGUAUUUGCUGGAUCAAAAGAAUGAUAGUUACUUGAUCCUACAAGGGAAAGAGAGACGGUUCCACACUGUCAAACGUGAAUGGGGAUUCGAUAAGUUUAUUCCUACGACUACCUUCCUUAAUGUGUCAAACGGUUACCUUAUGGAAGACACAUGCAUGUUUGGAGCUGAUGUAUUUGUUUCCAAGGAGAGAAGAAGUGGCAGAGGAGAAUGUUUUUCAAUGAUUAAAGAUGCUACUAGCUCAAAGCACGUCUGGAAGAUUGAAAAUUUCUCUAAGUUAAACAAAGAAAGUUAUGACUCAAAUGCUUUCUUCGCUGGAGAUAGAAAAUGGAAGAUACGGCUGUUUCCAUCAGGAACAAAGCACGGUACAGGAACCCAUCUGUCUAUCUAUCUGAUCCUCGCAGAUCCUGAAACUGUCUCAGAUGGUACAAAGAUAUUCACAGAGUUUACAGUAAGAAUAUAUGAUCAGCUUCAAGGGAGGCACAUUGCAGGGAAAGUUACUAAAUGGUUCAGUGGAUCAACCUUGGAGAACGGAUGGGUUAAAUACGUAUCAAAGGUUUAUUUCACUCAGCCAAGUAGUGGUUUGUUGCUUAAAGAUGUUUGUCUCGUUGAAGCUGAUGUCUGCGUUCAUGGAAUCACUAGUGCACUCUGAUCACUCAAUAGCCUAAACAUUUGACAUAUGACAUUUGAUAAUGCAAUAAAAUGGAUAAUAAUAAUAUUGAAUAUUCUUUUAUAAUCAUCUUCUCAAAAGAAACAAGAAAAUACAAAAUAUGACUUUAACUUUCUUACCACAACAAUAUAAUAAUAAUAAAUAUAAAUUCCAAACUGCUUAUAUGUUUUCUUUAAAGUUGAAAAGGAAAAAGAAUAGACCCAUCUUAGAGUUGAAACAGAGACAAAACAUGAGAACUGGUUCAAGUUUUUCAAGCUUGGACCUUGUUAGACUUGAGUGGCUUCACAACCUCCCAGGUGAAGUCAGCAUCAUCCCUUCCGAAAUGACCAUAAGCAGCAGUCUUCAAGAACCUACCAUUACCACCUCUCUUCAAAUCCAAGUUAAUCGAAAUCAUCCCUGGCCUGAAGUCAAAACUCUCCUUCACAAUCUCAAGAAUCUCCUUGUCUGGAAUCUUCCCAGUUCCAUAGCUGUCCACAAACACAGACAACGGCUCAGGGACACCAAUGGCGUACGAGACUUGCACAAUGCAACGCCUCGCAAGCCCACUAGCAACAAUACUCUUAGCCGCUUGCCUAACGAUGUAAGCACCACUCCUAUCAACCUUGGUCGGGUCCUUUCCUGAGAAAGCACCACCUCCAUGUGCACCCCAACCACCGUAAGUGUCGAUGAUGAUCUUACGCCCCGUGAGUCCAGCGUCACCGUGAGGACCUCCGAUGACGAAACGACCAGAAGGGUUGAGGUGGAAGAUGGUCUUCUCGUCGAGAUACUUCUCUGGGAUCACAGGCUUAAUCACAUGCUCCUUGAGAUCAGCUGCGAUCUCAUCGUUAGUCACAGUCUCAUCAUGCUGCGUCGAGAUUAGAACAGUGUGGACACGGACAGGGACCAUAGCUCCGUUCUCGUUUAAGUACUCAACGGUGACUUGCGUCUUACCGUCUGGUCUCAACCACGCGCAUGUCCCGUUCUUGCGAACCUCAGUGAGCUUAGCUCCAAGCUUAGUCGCGAGAACGUGGCUUAGCGGCAUGAGCUCAGGAGUCUCGUCGGUGGCGUAACCGAACAUGUGACCUUGGUCACCAGCUCCGAUCUCUUCAGGCUUCUUCGUGAGGUGGCCGUGGACGCCUUGAGCGAUGUCGGGACUCUGUUGCUCGAUGUUGACGAGGACCUUGCAGUUGUCAGCGUCUAGGCCAACGUCGUCGGAGAUGAAACCGAUUUCACGGCAAGUUUUGCGGACGAUCUUCUCGUAGUCGACGUUGGCUUUGGUGGUGAUCUCGCCGAAGACCAUGACCAUGUUGGUCUUUGUGCAUGUCUCGCAAGCGACUUUGCUUUCGGGGUCUUGCUCGAGACAAGCGUCGAGGAUAGCGUCGGAGAUCUGGUCGCAGAGUUUGUCGGGAUGUCCCUCGUUGACUGACUCGGAGGUGAACAAAAAAGACUCCAUUUUUUAAUCUGAUUCAAGAAAAACAGCGUGUUAAAGAAAAAAACAGAGUAUUGAAGGAUAAAAACAGAGUAUUGAAGAAGAAAAACAGAGUAUUGAAGAAAAAAAACAGAGUAAUAAUAAACAAGAAAGUAAUCAAGAUAUGUAUACCUGAAGGUGAGAUAGUAAUGGAUACUGUUAGAGAAAUGUGGUGGUGGUAGUACGAAGGAGAAAGGAAGAGGGGCGAAGGUUUAUAUAGGCGAGCAUACGAGGUGGUGUAAGAUCGUAAUUUCGUCUAGAUUCAUUCCCACUUUCGUUUCUGUGUACUCUGUUCAGACUUCAGAGAAAGUGAGAUCUAAUCUGACGGUUCAGAUUAGAUCUGUAAAAGGAAAGAGAAUAUCAAACGUUGGAUUUGCUUAACUGGACCACCGCGUGCAAGUACAACUAAGACAGCAUCUAAAGAAGAUCGGUAAUGAUGCAAAUCGUAUUUUUAAUUGUAAGAUAUUUUU
This is a messenger RNA of Eruca vesicaria subsp. sativa (arugula), 2898 nucleotides long. The record is from the annotation of a GenBank genome assembly. Lineage: Eukaryota; Viridiplantae; Streptophyta; Magnoliopsida; Brassicales; Brassicaceae.